AUGGUGUCUCCGCGAGAACAGGCCGGGUUCUCCCGGCGACUCGGAAGCGGCGCGGUCCUCCUGGCGGCCACAGUGGCGCUCCUCCUCUUGCCGUGUGCCGAUGCCGCGCAGAAAGAUACCUGGUCUCCGCGGACCUUCACGGCCGAUCCUUUCCCCGUGCCUCCGCCAGACUGGCAAAACCUCCCCUUCCUGCGCCGCCAAGAGAGCGCUCGCCGCAGGCUUUUGAGCGGUGGUGGCGUGUCACGUCCUCAUUGGAUGCCUCCUAGCGAGUACACCCUUCCCUGGAUGCUGGGGAAUCGGAAGCCUCUCAUUCCAACAGACCCAUCGGAUGGGGAAGCUGACGUGGCAGAGGCGGCGGCCACGUCACCCGGAAAUGACGGGUGGCUUGGGGCUAACGGUGCAGGUGUUGCCUCUGCCGCUGCUGCUGGCGGUUCGGCGGGCGCGGGAGCAAGGGGGGGGCCGAGAUACUCACUGGCGCAGCGAAAAGGCGUGUGCUCCCCGGUUACUCCCGCGAGUCCGCGCAUCGUGGUUACCACCGAGGCUGACUUCGUGAAGCGCCUCAAGUAUCCGCGAAAAACGACGGUUCUGAUGACGCUAAAAGCGGACAUAAUGCUAAAGAAAGGCCUCGCUUUUGGCCCCUACUACUCGUGCACGAUCCUGCAAGCGGACGUCACGGGCAACCUCGUCAACACGCCCGUCUACUUGACCAACGGUGCCGUCGGCGUGCAGGUCGUGAACAACUUCUUGCACCAGUACACGGGGAGCGGCGUGCAGUGCGGGACGCACGUGAACAACGCGGGGAGCUGCAUGAUGACGUUUAUCGGGCGCAACUGGUUCUUCCCCAACGUCACCAUCACCGCCAAGACCGACAUCUCGAAUAUCCGCUUCACCACGCACUGGAUCAGCCCCGGCAAUGCGGCGUCAUGCAACUACAUGCUGGGUGGCAACAGCUGCUUCAACCUAGAGGCUGACACCACCGGUGUUGUCGUCCUGGGGGGCGCGUGCAUGGGUGCUUUUAACGGGGUCAACAUUGAGAAUGGCAAAGAGAACCGGAUACAGUACGUUUGGGUGAAGGACUACACUGCCGUCCCGGGGUCAGCGACGUGUCCCACAGUCACAACCAUCAACUGCAACACGCCCACGGGCAAGCUGUGGGAGAGCAAGCGGAUCAAGUACUACAACUCCCCGAUCAUUAACAAGCGCUGGCCCUUCCUGAGCAACAUCUGCAAGGACGCAAGCAUUGGCACGGUGCCCUGCAAUGUCCCCACAGCCGGGUCCCUCAACGCACGGCAAACCGGCAAGUGCAGCGGCCUCCCGACCAGCGACCGGGACGCAUGGCCGCAUUCCUCGCCUCUAUCGCUCAUAGAGGAUUUAUUCCCAACAUCGCCUGCGCUUUCCUCUCCCUACCGCCUCCUCAAAUCCACCCCGGCCCCCACGAAGUCCUCCGGCCGCGCAAGCUCCCCCGCCCGCGCAAGCUCCGCGCCAGCCUCCGACAAGAAGGGCAGCGGCAAGAAACUGCAGCAGUCGGGAAAAUCGGCGUCAGAGGGCGCCACGUCAGCAGGAGCCGGAACAGCCCUCUCGUCGUCCGCUUCUGGGAAGGGGAAGCGGGGAAAACGGGGGAAGCGGGGGAAGGGUGGGAAAAAGGGGAAAGCGGGGGGUGCGGCGAAAGCAAGUGAGGCGAGCAGUUCGCUGCAGAGCGGAAAGAAAAAGGCGGGGAAGAAAGGAAAGAAGACGGCUGUUUCAUCGGGCAAAACGGGCAAAGCUGGGUCGUCUGGCGAGAGGAAGAAGGGUGGGCACAAGUGGGCUCGCGAAGGCACAACGGGGUCUGCUGGUGAGAGGACGAAGGGCGGACAUAAGUGGGCUCGCGAGGGCACGAAGAAAACCUCUGUGAAGAAGUCUGAGGCAAAGACGGCGAACGCGCCACUAGCGAAGAAGGCCGCGACGACUUCGCCAGCGUCGGGUAGCUCUGGAGGGUCCAAGCGCGGACGAAGCAAGUCUGGAAAGGGAAAGAAGAGACGCACCCCCGCUGCGGCACCAGCUGACUCCGGCUCAAAGUCCGGAGGGGGCAAGAGGAAGCCAACGUCGGGCAAGUCCGGCUCGCGUGGGGGAUCCGCACCUCCCGCCACAACUUCCGCGCGUUCGCACAAGAAGGGCAAGACGACGAAACACAGCCAGGAAGUGGGCUCUGGCAUUGAAGGGAAAGGGUCAUCGAAUUCCGCUAAGCCAACGAAGCCGCCUGCGUCUCCCUCGGGAGGAAGCACGUCGAGCCCAGCGAAAGCGCCCAAAGGCUCUGACUCAGAUGCCUCCAAGGCUAGCAAAGCGCCGAAGCCGUCCAGCGGCCCAACUAGCAGCUCAAAGCCCAGCAAGGAUAAGAACUCGGAUUCGGCGAAGGCUGAUUCGGGUUCGGAGAAAUCAGGCUCGGAUGCAAAACCUUCUCCUCCCUCUUCUCCCGCCAAGCCAAGCACGGGGAAGAAGAAAAAGCCACCCCCGCCAGCAGACACGAGUGAGGGUGAACCUGCCAGCUCGCCUCCUGCGGCUCCUGUGCCGAAGAUGAUAUGUGAGAAACACAAGGGGCAGCAGCUGAUGGUGAUGGACGGUAACCUCUUCUUCACGGGGAAUGUGGAGAAGUGCGAGGGUUCUUGUAUCAAGGAUUCCUCCUGCCUCAUGUACACCUUCUCGGGACUCAGCUGUCAACUCUUCACGGCUAAUAUGACUGCCAGGCCUGUCAAGGCGUGCUUUUCGCGUAAGUGUCAGUGGGGGAAGUGCAGAGACACGGAGGGAGAUGGUAGCGAAGAGGACAGUAGCGGAGAUGGCAAUUCUGGUGGGGACACUGGUGGUGCAGAUGAGAGUGGGGGAGGUGAUUAUGGGGGUGAUUCCAGUGGAGGGGACUCUACUGGGGAUGACAGCACCAGUGACUCAGGAGAUGAUUCCAGCUCGGAUGGAGCGACCAUUGACUACGGGCGAUGA
Molecule: messenger RNA, 2967 nt
Organism: Closterium sp. Naga37s-1
Lineage: Eukaryota; Viridiplantae; Streptophyta; Zygnematophyceae; Desmidiales; Closteriaceae
Source: the annotation of a GenBank genome assembly